AUGGAUGAAAUGUCGUUGAAAGAAGCAGUAUCAUACCAUGCUGCUGGUGACAUCAUUGAAGGGAUAGCACCUUGGAAGUUUGAUGGACCACUCCGAACACCGGCCAACAACAAAAAGAUCAACAACAGGAACAACAACACCGCCUCACGCAACAACAAACACCUGACCCACACAAACUCAGACACCAACAGCAACAACAAGAGCUACAACGGCGCCAACUCUCCCAACAACAACACGUACAACAGCAAAUACACUUGCAACAACAGGAACUCCGACAAAAACAACAAGAACUACAGCAACUACAGCAACUACAGCAACAACAGCAGCAACAACAACAAAUUCCCGCCCUGA
Molecule: messenger RNA, 351 nt
Organism: Bacillus rossius redtenbacheri
Lineage: Eukaryota; Metazoa; Arthropoda; Insecta; Phasmatodea; Bacillidae
Exons: 2
Coding region: 1-351 (116 amino acids)
Source: RefSeq, a predicted model, not a curated record